This is a messenger RNA of Serendipita indica DSM 11827, 183 nucleotides long. NCBI's taxonomy places the organism in Eukaryota, Fungi, Basidiomycota, Agaricomycetes, Sebacinales, Serendipitaceae. The record is from the annotation of a GenBank genome assembly.
AUGAGAGGCGGAAGAAGUGAGAUAAUCGUCGCGGGAGUUAUCGGCAUCUUGUCUGCUGUUUACAUCAUGCAACCCAUUACCGACCGAUUACAAGCAGAAGCGGAAAAAAAGAAGGCUCAGGGCAAUGUUCAACAAACCUCGACCACUUCGAAGGACGUGACACCGACCUCCUCAAGCAAAUAG